UGGGGCAUACAGGUUCACACACACAGAGAGCCUGUGCAGGUACAUGUCUGCUGCAAUGAGGACAACACCAUGGGCGAUGGCUCUGGCCCUGGCCAUACUUCAUGCCACACUGUGUUGCGGUCAAUCAGAAAGUAAUUUCUUGAUGUACAACGCAAAUGUAAAUGACUGCCUAACGGGCUACAGGUAUCAUACUCUGAGGCUAACCUUCUGCGAUUCCGAACGACCGGGUCAGCAGUUCCGCUGGACGUCUAACGACCGCAUCCUAAAUGUUAACGCGAAAAGAUGUCUGGGAGCUGGGAGCAAAGCGGACGGCUCAGGCCUGCAGUGGUACAUCUGUGAUGAAACAAGUGAACUCCAAAAGUGGGUGUGCAAGAAUGACACACUAUUAAAUCUAAAGGGGACAAAUCUUUUCUUAUCUCAGGAUGGUGAAAAUCCAAAGCUCACCCAAGACAUUGGAGCUGCUAGUCAGUGGUUAAUACAUGGCACUACAGAGGGCCUUUGCUCACAGCCAUACCAAGAACUCUACACAAUUGGGGGUGACGCCUAUGGUAGUCCAUGUCAUUUUCCGUUCAAGUACCAGGGAGAAUGGUACUCAGACUGUACCCUAACCCAACAGUAUACAUCAGAACCCCGUUUGAUUUGUUUGACUGACAGGGACUACCCAAAUAAGUGGGGCUUCUGCCCCACUAAAUCAACUAAGGACUGGAAGGAAAAUCCAGUGACUGGCGUCUUCUACCAGGUCAACGUAAACUCUGCCCUCACUUGGCACCAAGCCAGGAGGAGCUGCCAGCAGCAGGAUUCAGACCUGCUGAGUAUAACUGAGCCCCAGGAGCAAACCUACAUAUCAAGUGACUCAAAGUGUUUUUUUCUCUCCAUAAUCAGUGGGCUUUAUUACCCAUUGCAGUACAGCAAUACGACUCCUGUAUUUUCUCAAUAUGACACAGUGACUCCUUGACCAUCAAAACAUAGGGGUAGACAUCACCUUUUCUGUGUUACCAUGUUUGGUUCAGGAGAUACAGUAUGAGGCAAAAUACAUAAUUCGUUAAUGGCGGAAAGUAAAAUGGCCGCCACGAGGCGUUUUCGCGAUGGCUCCAUCUCUAAAAAUGUUCAGGGCCCCAAACUGUACAAGUGUACCAAGUUUCAUGCUUUUAUGAAAAAGUGAACGAUUUUUUCACAUAUCACCUGGACUAUAAUGUAGAUUUCUCCAUUUCCCUAUUUGCUAAAAUACCAGAUUUGUACACCUAUGUGAGUAUUGUGUGUGUGUCUGUGUUUCGCACAUGGAGUUAUUCAUCAUUACCAGACACACCAAAGACAAGGUUGAGUCAUUGUUAACCUGAAUAACACUGAUAAAAUGUGAACAUGCACAGCAAAAACUUGGAAACGUUUCCCUAGUUCAGCAAGCAUGUUGAUUUCACAAGAGCAUCAACCACAACAAAAUGCUGACAAUGAAACUUUCCAUCCUAAAGUUAUGCAGCAGCAGAACACUAAGUCAGUUCCAAGUCAUGAAAGAAGAGGAAUGCCGGUGCA
This is a messenger RNA of Sardina pilchardus (European sardine), 1527 nucleotides long. Its product is annotated as macrophage mannose receptor 1-like. The record is from RefSeq and is a predicted model, not a curated record. The transcript has 4 exons. Bases 44 to 955 code for a protein of 303 amino acids. Lineage: Eukaryota; Metazoa; Chordata; Actinopteri; Clupeiformes; Clupeidae. Gene Ontology annotation, biological process: receptor-mediated endocytosis. Gene Ontology annotation, cellular component: plasma membrane. Gene Ontology annotation, molecular function: signaling receptor activity.